This is a messenger RNA of Jatropha curcas, 1011 nucleotides long. Its product is annotated as chitinase 2. The record is from RefSeq and is a predicted model, not a curated record. Gene Ontology annotation, molecular function: hydrolase activity, hydrolyzing O-glycosyl compounds. NCBI's taxonomy places the organism in Eukaryota, Viridiplantae, Streptophyta, Magnoliopsida, Malpighiales, Euphorbiaceae. Gene Ontology annotation, biological process: carbohydrate metabolic process.
UCUUUCAUUUCUUAGGAAAAAAAAAAAUGGAACUCUCCAAAAUUCUUAUCACUCUUCUUCUACUCCAAGCACUAGUCCCUUCCCACACCUCAUUGAUCGAAGCAGCUCCAAAAAGCUCCAAUCUUUUUCGAGAAUACAUAGGAGCAGAGUUCAACAAUGUCAAAUUCACAGACGUUCCUAUUAAUCCAAACGUAGAUUUCCACUUCAUACUCUCAUUCGCCAUAGACUACGAUACCUCAAGUUCUCCAUCUCCAACUAAUGGAAAAUUCAACAUUUUCUGGGAUUCUGAUAAUCUAUCCCCUUCUCAAGUUUCUUCAAUCAAAAACCAGUAUUCCAAUGUCAAAGUAGCUUUAAGUCUCGGAGGCGAUAGCGUACAAGGCGGAUAUGCAUACUUCAAACCUUCAUCCAUCAAUUCUUGGGUGUCUAAUGCAGUUUCUACACUCUCAAGCAUCAUCAAACAAUACAAUUUAGAUGGUAUCGAUAUCGAUUAUGAACAUUUUGAGGCUGACCCAAAUACAUUCGCAGAAUGCAUAGGUCAACUUAUUACAACACUUAAAAGAAAUGGUGUAAUCUCUUUUGCUUCUAUUGCUCCAUUUGACGAUGAUCAAGUUCAAACCCAUUACAAAGCUUUAUGGAAAAAGUAUGGAAAUGUAAUUGACUAUGUCAAUUUCCAAUUUUACGCGUACGAUAAAGGAACCACAGUAGAUCAGUUCAUAAGCUAUUUUAAGACUCAAAGUGAGAAUUACGAUGGCGGUAAGGUGUUGGUGAGUUUUAUCAGUGAUGGAAGUGGUGGAUUAACACCAGAAGAAGGGUUUUUCACAGCUUGCAAUAGGCUUAAGAGUGAAAAGCAAUUGCAUGGUAUUUUUGUUUGGUCUGCAGAUGAUUCUAAGGCUAAUGGUUUUCGUUAUGAGAAGCAGUCACAGGCAUUAUUAGCAAUACCUCACUGAUCUUGUGCAUGUAUUAUUAUAUAUUUCUCUAUGUUUAGUAUUCUACUGUUAUGUAUCAAUAUAU